Molecule: messenger RNA, 1974 nt
Organism: Dendronephthya gigantea
Lineage: Eukaryota; Metazoa; Cnidaria; Anthozoa; Malacalcyonacea; Nephtheidae
Product: prolyl 4-hydroxylase subunit alpha-2-like
Exons: 13
Coding region: 169-1857 (562 amino acids)
Biological process (GO): peptidyl-proline hydroxylation to 4-hydroxy-L-proline
Cellular component (GO): endoplasmic reticulum
Molecular function (GO): iron ion binding; protein binding; L-ascorbic acid binding
Source: RefSeq, a predicted model, not a curated record
AAUAAACCAUUACGUCAGCAAUGACAAUGCGUGAAAGCCGAUAUACAGACACAUAAAUACAAAGUACCAUUCACUUGAGAAAAUCACUACCGUCCGCUUCAGACUGGUGUAUAAAACUUCAUCAACUGUGUUUGUCUUGGGGUUAGAGAACAAGCGCUACCAUUAGAAAUGGCAUUCACAAAGUUUAUAUGUUGCGUCUUGUUCAUUGGGACGAUAUAUUUAUCACCCAACGUUGUAAUGGGUCGCGAUAUAUUCACAGCUUAUAAUCAUAUGGCAAAACUUGCGUCGGUUGAACUAGAGCUUCACCAAGCAUUGCAAGACUAUAUCACUUCUGAGGAGACGAAAUUGACGAAAUUGCGCGAGUUUUCAAAGAAUAUCGCGUCGGCAAGAAAGCUGAACGAGGACUCUACGACAUUUCUCACGGACUACGCCGCAAAUCCAAUACGCGCGUAUCUUAUGUUGAAGCGCUUCGUAAUGCAAUGGGGACAAAUACAAAAGACAAUGGAAGGCCAACAAGAAUUAAUUCUUGGGCGUUUACAAGACAACAACGAGUUACUCCCUUCUGACGUCGACUUGGACGGAGCACUCAAAGCGAUUGCCCGAAUUCAGGAAACCUACCAUCUCCCCCCGUCGUACAUUGCGGCUGGACUUCGCGACCAGCCUACGGACGAGUUACAACUAGGCGUUCAGGACACAUACAGCAUAGGACGAGAUUCCUAUCUCCAGGAGAAAUACUACAACACUAAAAUAUGGAUGGAGGAAGCACUAAGACGGAUGAACGGCUCAACGGAUAAAGAUGGGAUAAAUAUAAGUGACAUACUGGAUCAUUUGGCUUGGGUUGAGUUUAAGCUAGGAAAUGUUCAACAAGCAUUGAACUACACGGUUGAGUGGCUGAGGAUAGACCCAGACCAUGAACGCGCGCGGGCCAACCUGAUCUAUCUAACGAGAGAGAGCGAACGACAAAUGGGAGACGAUAGCAGUAAAGUAGAAAAGCCUGACACUGAGAAAAAGAAGAAGUUAAAACCACAUCAGAGAAAACGAUACGACUACAGAAACUUUGACUGGCCAACUGAGAAAGAGAAUUACAAACGAUUAUGUCGUGGUGAUGAGAUGCUCACGUACGAGGAAAAACAAGACGACAAUAAAUUGAAAUGUUCCUACUUCACUAAAGACCCUUUGCUGAAGAUCAAACCAGCCAGAAUGGAACGAGUUUGGGAGAAACCGCCAAUAUAUAUCUUCCGAGAGUUUGCAAGCAAAAAAGAAAUUGAAGAUCUUAAGGUCAUCUCCGGUCCUCAACUGUCUCGGGCAACUGUUCAUAAUCCAACAACUGGGGUGAUUGAAUUUGCCAGUUACAGAAUUAGUGAAUUUUCUUGGUUGUACGACACAGAUGGGUUAGCUGUGGCAAGAGUUAAUGCAAGAUUAGCAGCGGUAACUCAAUUGGACGUUUCAACCGCAGAAGGUUUGCAGGUUCAAAAUUAUGGAAUGGCUGGCCAAUACGACCCGCACUUUGACUUUUCAAGGCUCAAACUUGAGAAAGCCAGAGCUGCGAAACCGCACGAACUGAAAUUAAUAAAGAGUUUUGGAGAUGGAAACAGAAUUGCAACGGCACUGUUAUACAUGAAUAAGGUUGAAGCUGGUGGAGCCACAGUGUUUCCAUAUGUCGGAGCUCGUCUAACGCCAUCUGAGGGGGAUGUUGUGUUUUGGCAUAACUUGAUGAGAUCUGGUGAUGGAGAUUUCAGAACAAGACACGCAGGAUGUCCAAUUAUCUCUGGGACAAAAUGGGUUGCUAACAAGUGGUUUCACGAAGCUGGGCAGGAGUUUAAACGUCCAUGUGGUCUAACACCGGAUGCUGAAUGAAAUAUAAAUUAAAUAAUUCCGUUGAGAAGGCGAUUUGUGCUUUAUUUCAAUUGUAUAUAUAGAUUUUUUGCAGGAUUCAUAACAAUAAAAGCUGAAGAGUUAUUUAAAUUGAGCGGG